Molecule: messenger RNA, 2692 nt
Organism: Haliaeetus leucocephalus (bald eagle)
Lineage: Eukaryota; Metazoa; Chordata; Aves; Accipitriformes; Accipitridae
Gene: SMPD3
Product: sphingomyelin phosphodiesterase 3, neutral membrane (neutral sphingomyelinase II)
Exons: 7
Coding region: 1-1989 (662 amino acids)
Biological process (GO): sphingomyelin metabolic process
Cellular component (GO): extracellular region; cytoplasm
Molecular function (GO): sphingomyelin phosphodiesterase activity
Source: RefSeq, a predicted model, not a curated record
AUGGUUUUAUACACUUCCCCAUUUCCCAACAGCUUUCUGUCAGUUCUGCAUUCUUUUUCCUGGGGCCUGAUUUUCCCAUGUUACUGGUUAGCAGAUAGGCUUGUGGCCUCCUUUGUUCCAACCACCUAUGAAAAACGUCAAAGAGCAGAUGAUCCAUGCUAUUUUCAUGCACUCUGCAUCAUUAUUACCACUCCCAUCUACUUGGCACUGUUGGUAGCCUCUCUUCCUUUUGCUCUGAUUGGCUUCUUGUUAUGGUCCCCACUCCAGUCAGCCAGAAGGCCAUAUAUCUACUCCAGACUAGAAGACAAGAACCAUGCUAAUGGAGCCACACUGCUCACUGAAUGGAAGGCUGCAGGGAACGGGAAAAGCUUCUGCUUUGGCAGUGCCAAUGUUUGCCUGCUGCCAGAUUCUCUGGCAAGAUUUAAUAAUGUUUUCAAUACACAGGCUAGAGCUAAAGAGAUUGGCCGGAGGAUCCGAAACGGGGCAAGCAGACCACAGAUCAAAAUAUAUAUAGACUCUCCUACCAACACAUCCAUCAGCGCAGCAAGUUUUAGCAGCUUGGUCUCCCCCCAGGGUGGAGAUAGCACAAAUCGUACUGUUAAUGCUGGCAUCAAAAGGACAACAUCAAUGGAGUAUAAAGGAGACAAUUCUGGCUCAAACAACAGUGAGGAUAGUAGAGAAGAUAAAGGUGGAGCUGGAGAGCCAAAUGAGGGAGAAGAAAACUCUUGUAUUGUCCGCAUAAAUGGAGAGGAUAAUGGCCACAUGUCAGACGCAGAAACAGAUACCGUCAAUGGCCAGGCUCAUGCCAGUGGCCCAGCAGAACCCUCACUGGAAGGUGAUGCAGAGAUCUCAAAAACACCUAACCACAAACAGAAGGAAGGAGAUUCUGGGAGUUUAGAUAGCUACUCUGCCUCACGAGAGUCUUUAGUUAAAGUUCGCGUUGGAGAUGGUACAGUGGACCAAAGCACUGUCAACAACAAGCUUCUCUACAAAGCUUCAAUCAUGAAGAAGACUUCAGUGCGGAAGAAGAAACAUACAGAUGAGACCUUUGAUCAUGAGAUCUCUGCUUUCUUCCCUGCCAACUUGGACUUUUUGUGUUUGCAGGAGGUGUUUGACAAAAGAGCUGCAGAGAAAUUGAAAGAGCAGCUUCAUCACUAUUUUGAAUACAUUGUCUACGAUGUUGGGGUCUACAGUUGCCAUGGCUGCUGUAGCUUUAAGUUUGUGAACAGUGGUCUACUUUUUGCCAGCCGCUAUCCUGUUAUGGAUGCUGCCUAUCACUGUUACCCCAAUGGAAGAGGAACGGACUCCUUGGCUUCCAAGGGAGCCUUGUUUCUCAAGGUGCAAGUGGGAAGUACACCUCAGGACCAAAGAAUUGUGGGAUACAUUUCCUGCACUCACUUGCAAGCUAUUGCAGGAGAUACUACUGUUCGAUGUGAGCAACUGGAUAUGCUUCAAGAUUGGCUGUCUGAAUUCAGAAAAUCUACCUCCUCCUCCAGUACAGCCAAUCCAGAGGAGCUGGUGGCUUUUGAUGUAAUCUGUGGAGAUCUCAACUUCGAUAACUGCUCCUCUGAGGACAAGCUGGAGCAACAGCAUUCUCUGUUUACACACUACAAAGACCCAUGUCGAAUUGGUCCUGGGGAGGAUAAACCAUGGGCAAUUGGUACCUUGUUGGAUCCUGAAGGAUUGUAUGAUGAAGAAGUGUGCACGCCAGAUAACCUACAGAAGGUGCUGGAAAGUGAAGAAGGAAGGAAAGGAUACUUAGUCUAUCCCACCAGCAAGAACCACAGUUCCAGUCAAAAGGGGAGGAAGGCAUCAUUGAAAGGAAACGGGAGGAGGAUUGACUAUAUGCUCUAUACAGAAGAAGGUCUCUACCUGGAAUGGAAAGUGGAAGUGGAAGAGUUCAGCUUUAUUACCCAGUUAGCAGGCUUGACAGACCACCUACCAGUAGCAAUGCGUCUCAUGGUAUCUACAGGAGAAGAUGACCCUUAAAACUGACCAGCUUUGAGAGAUUAGGAGGGAAACGUUAACGAUACUAAGAAAAUAUCAGAGGAUAAGAACGAACUAUUCUGGUGCCAUGUUAGGAAAGACGACUAGACCUGACCCGGGCUAAUCCCAGAAUGUACCAACAAUGACGGAUAUAAAAAGGGAAGAAAUGGAAGGGGUUGUGGCCAAAAGCCACAUCACAAGUUGCUCAGGCAACAGGGCAGGCCUGUACUACAAUGCUUUCACUGUGGACCGAACGGAGCCAAGAUGGAAGUCCUAAUUCCUUCUGAACCAGUGCCAUUCUUACUAAAACAUGUUUUUAUACUAAUAUAUAGCACAAUUUAGUUUGUAAUUAGUCUGUGAGUUAGUGCUGCUCAAUGGUUUUUUGCAUCAUUUCUUUGUAUAACUAAGAAGCUAAAGCUUUUUUCUUUUUUUAGCCUGUUAAAAGUUGUAGUAGCGUGCUUGCAUCAGUAGCAUGCGCCCGCACUGCAUGCCACUCUGAGAUAAAAUAGUAAGAUACCAUGGGGAAUAUCAGAAUGGAAGUGAGUUCAAAAAUCAGAUACCAGCCAAAGCAAGGCAUUCUGGGACUGGCAAACCCUUCUGUCAUUACAGAUAGGCCUUCAAACAAACAGACAAAAACUCUAUUAAAUUUGCAGACCAAUACUUUCCUAUCUGAUUUAAGGAUACUUAAAAGAUCUGGAAUUAAGAC